GGAGGGAGAGGGAGAAAUCCUUCCAGUUCUAACUCAGUCAAGGAAGGUGUGAGCUUUUUUUCCUCCUCUUUCUCCUGUUUUUUUUCCUACCCCUCUCUUGCUUUGGAUCAUGGGUUUUGUGAAACUUGGAUUAUUUUAACGUUUGCAGCCAUGAGAGAGCCUGCCUGGCAAUCUGGAUUACUGGCCUUCUGAUUCACGAACUACGGAAACCGAGAUUAGGAGACGAUCCGGGAACAUUUAACAUAAAUAGAUACAUAAACAAGCUCAGGUCAAUUUUCAAGAUUCCUUGCAGCCAUGAGUUCUGCUGGGGUACUGACCUGCAUCCCAGACUCUGGAAGAAUCUUCAGGGAGACUUCUUUGCGUCCACCAGUGCCAGGCCAAGAGACCAAAAACUACAAGACUGAGAAAUUCAACAUGGAUCUUCAGCAUUUGGAACAACCACUAAGACCUAAGGAAGAAAUUUUGCGGGAAGCAGAAGGUUGUGUUGCUCACGAUACACGUUUCUCCCGAUGGGGUAGAUCUCUUAAUCUACUGCUUGAUGACCAGGAUGGUGCAACUCUUUUUCGCAUGUAUUUGGAAGGGGAAGGGCUAGUGGAUCUUUUAAGUUUCUGGUUUGCUUGCAAUGGUUUUAGAGCCAUGGACCCUGCAGAACCCAAGACCUCAAAGACUGCCAAAGCCAUAUACCGUUGGUAUGUACAAAAUAGUCAGGCUGUUUCAAGCCGUCUAAAACCAGCUACACGGGCCCAUGUGAAGGACUGUGUGAAGAAUCAGCUUCUGAAUAGGACUGUAUUUGACCAGGCCCAGCAGGAGAUUCAGAAGGCAAUGGAGCAGGAAGCCUUUCCUUCUUUUCUGCAGUCUGAUAUAUGCAAGGAAUAUGUUCAUGUUGAAGACAGUCCCACCCCAGAAUCACCUGGACCUGGACUGCCUACGUUGACUGAAGAUGAGGAAUUUCGUGGGUUACAUCAUGGUUCUGCUGGCUUAGGAUCUAUGGCUAAAAUAAACCGUGCCUUUACACGUAUGCCUCCUAGAAACCAAAGGUUCCACACAAGGAAAAAUGAAGCCACCUACCAGUACUUUGCUCCGGCAGCCAGUAUCAAUGAUAGUGAAAUCUCAAGUGAUGCACUGACCGAGGACAGUAUGUCCAUCACAGAUGGUAGUGUAGAUGGAAUUCCCCCAUGUCGCUCCAAAAAGCAACGUGAAAUCCAUAGAAGCGUCAGUGCCAAUGGACAAGUACAUCUGCCUUUUGUGCCUAGAACAUUACGCCCACCAGCAGAAAUGAUGCCUGCCAACCCAGCAGAGUUUGCUGCCAAACUGACAAUAGCGUUGGAAAAGGUUAAAAAGCAAAGGGAUGCCGAAGAAAGAUUGGAAGAAAAACUGCAGAGGUUGAAAGAGGAAGAAGAAAAGGUGGAAUAUGAUUUGCCUGCUACCAGCCAUGAGACAUUUACUACUUCUGCUGAUGAUGAUCCACAGUCAAUCCUUGAUGACCAUGUAUCUAGGGUUUUGAAGACCCCAGCAAACCUGUCACCAAGAACACAGUCCCCUUUCACUCAAAGAAAAGCCAAGGGUCAAGCACCAAUUGUCAAAUGUCAGGCUUCCAGUCAUUUGCGCCUGAAAGCUCCUCAUGGAACAGAGGCAAAUGUCCCAGUAUCUACUGAGCAUAAGAGCUCUGUGAGUUCUCAAGGCACAAGAAGCUGUAGAAAAACAGAUGGAUGUGCGCAGUCUCAUCGAAUAGAUGAAGGAGGGUCUUCUGCUUCGUUGACCACUCCUCUUUCACCAGAGCAAGAAGUAGAAAGAACACAUAGUGUCUUACAAUGGGUUCUUGAAAGCGCAAAGAUGAUGAAAAAGCACCAUCGUGAUACUAGCACAGUUGUCAGCCACUGCUCUGAAACAAAGAAGACAAAUCACAGAACAUCAUCCCAACCAGCACACCUAUUCCUGCAGGACACAUCCAUGCCCCCGCUUAAUGCACCCAAUACCCUGGAUCAACUAGAAGAAGCUAGGAGGCGUCUUGUAGAAGACAAACGAGCACCAAAACUUCACAAAGCCAGGUCUGCACCAUUCACAGCUACUAAAGAAAAGGGCAAAGGUGGGGAAAGCAUUCCAUCAUCUGGAUUUUCCACUCUUAAGCUUUCCGAAGAGCAAAAGUCUACAAAGAAACUUAGUGGUGAUAGUCAAGGGCAAGGCGGUCUAGCUAUAGUCUAUUACUUCUGUGGCGAAAGGAUUCCUUACAUGAUCCGAACAAAAGAGCCGAGCUUGACUUUGCAGGAGUUCAAAGAGUUGUUGAGUAAGAAAGGAAGUUACAAAUAUUACUUUAAAAAGGAGAGCCAAGAAUUUGAAUGCAAUGCUGUUUUCCAAGAGGUCUCUGAGGAAGGUGCUAUACUACCAUUGUUUGAAGAAAAGAUCAUCUGCAAAGUGGAAAGAGCAUGUUAAAAUGAAAUGGAUAUUUUCUACAAGUGAGAUGAAAGUUUAUCGCUGCUAUUUAAAGAAGUCACUUUGUGAUUAUGGACAAUGCAGAAAAAAAAAUUCUGUAAGGGUUCUCGAAGAAUGUGGAUGAAGCGAAAAAGAAUGUCAAAGCAAAAGGGAGGAAGCUAGAAAAUAAUAAAAUGUCCUCCAAUGUCACUUCCAGCAUAAAACGUUCUAAUGCAGAAAGAGAUGAACGACAUGAUAAAUGUGAGGAAGGAGAGCAGUGAAUUUUGAGAGUAAAACUUGCGACUAGGAUGCUUCAACAAUGGCUUUGAAUACAAUGGGAUACAGAAGAUUUGCCUUGAAAGUGGUUUGCUGGAAUUGGUUUGGAAGUUUAUAAAAAUGAGUGUUGAACAGGUUUUAUGUGAUGCAAGUCUACCACAGCCACUAAUGUGUAUCAUGGUACAUAAAACAUGCUUUAUUUUGUGUAUUUAUAAAAUCAUUGGUUAAAGAAUUUUUAUGGACAUGUGAAAUAUUUCCAUGCAAGAUGGGAGAACUGUCGUCUAUAUUAAAAAUCACCACUAUUUAUAUUAUGCUUAAGAAGCUGAGAGAAAGAUGCUUAGCUUACCAUCUACAACCUUGUUAUUUUUCUAAGUGUCCAGAAUUUGCUUCUACUUUUAAAUUUGUUGGAACCAUGAUGGACUUUUUGAGAUUUGCCCAAAUGUCCUUUGGACUUUCGAGUGUAAAAGUUGGACACUAUUUCAAACCUAGAAAAGAAAGCUUUUCUAUAUAUUUGUCAUGGAAUUCUUAACAUAGAGAAUUCUACAGAAGACAUUUUCAACGCAUGAUGUCCUCUUAAAGAAAAAAUAACCAAACUUGUUUCAUUGGUUAUCAAGCUAUGCAAGAAAUUGAUCUAUACCUAUGCUGCUAUCCAGACAUUGCUGGUGGCAUUCUUGUCUGUCUACUUUUGAAAGACAAGAAUUCACAGCCAUUUUUUAUUUUAUGUUAAUAUUACUGUCUGACAUUUUGACAAUUACUUUCUGUG
Messenger RNA from Pelobates fuscus (common spadefoot toad), 3448 nucleotides. Its product is annotated as axin-related protein-like. NCBI's taxonomy places the organism in Eukaryota, Metazoa, Chordata, Amphibia, Anura, Pelobatidae. Gene Ontology annotation, cellular component: nucleus; plasma membrane; beta-catenin destruction complex. The record is from RefSeq and is a predicted model, not a curated record. Gene Ontology annotation, biological process: negative regulation of canonical Wnt signaling pathway; regulation of centromeric sister chromatid cohesion; cell development. The transcript is spliced from 12 exons. Gene Ontology annotation, molecular function: beta-catenin binding; ubiquitin protein ligase binding; I-SMAD binding. Bases 295 to 2430 code for a protein of 711 amino acids.